Scomber japonicus (chub mackerel) is the source of this 1127-nucleotide messenger RNA. RefSeq lists its product as uncharacterized. NCBI's taxonomy places the organism in Eukaryota, Metazoa, Chordata, Actinopteri, Scombriformes, Scombridae. The transcript has 6 exons. The coding region runs from base 1 to 1071 and encodes 356 amino acids. Gene Ontology annotation, biological process: response to bacterium. The record is from RefSeq and is a predicted model, not a curated record.
AUGGGGGAACUUGGUUACCUAAUCACUAUCAGAUUAAGUCUCUUUUGUUCUUCUUCAGCUCUGAUUCAAGCUGCAGAGGUUCCUCAACUGAUCUCUUUGACUCUGGUUGAAUUUGGUGACAAUGUUACUUUUCACUGUACAGUCUCUGAGAAGGACAAAUCAUUUCACUGGUAUAAACAGCCUUUUGGACAAAUGCCCCAAACAGUCGCUUCUAGACUCAACAGAAAAAUAACAGUCAGUGAAGAAUUUAAAGAGCCACGUUUCAACAUCACCAACGAGGGUGCUCACUUUUCUCUCACCAUCAGAAAUGUAACCAAAGUGGAUGAAGCAGUAUAUUUCUGUCAAAAUGGAUCAUCGUAUUCACAGACUUUCAUCAAUGGCACAUUCUUGGCUGUGAACGACAACAAUCAGCAGAAAUCAGUCUAUGUGAAACAAAGUCCGGAGACAGCAUCAGUCCAGCUGGGAGACGCACUGACUUGUCAGUGUUCACUGCUCUCCAAGAACAAAGCAGAAAACACAGAUCAGUGUCCAGGUGAACACAGUGUGUACUGGUUCAGAGCUGGAUCAGGAGGAUUUCAUCCAGGUGUCAUUUACACUCACGGGAACAGGAGUGAUGAAGGAGAGGAAAGGAGCUGUGUCUACAGUCUGUCCAAAACUAUACAUGACCCCUCUGAUACUGGGACUUACUACUGUGCUGUGGUCACAUGUGGACAGAUCCUGUUUGGAGAAGGAACUAAAGUGGAGAUAAGAUCAAAGUUGGAGCUUGUUGUCAUUGUACUUGGAGCACUGUUGGCCUGCUGUGUGACUGUGAUUACCAUCCUUAUGUUCUACAUUAAUGGGAGGAGAGUUUGUGAACAUUGUAAAGGAGCAACAGGAACAACAGCAACAGGAACGUCUUAUAAUUUUGGACAUGACAGGACAACAGUAGAUCAAUCAAAUAAUCCAGAUGGUAACACAGAAGGAGUGAACUAUGCAGCGCUGGAUUUCCCCACAGAAGGAAAUAAAAAGAGGAGAGAGUACAAACGGGGAUGUAUGUAUUCUGAUGUUAGAUCAGAUAAUCUCAACCAGUAAAACCCCUCACUAUAGGCAGAACAGGACCUUUACACUGCUCCAUAACUCUCAGGAGA